Lathyrus sativus (Indian pea) is the source of this 543-nucleotide messenger RNA. The record is from the annotation of a GenBank genome assembly. NCBI's taxonomy places the organism in Eukaryota, Viridiplantae, Streptophyta, Magnoliopsida, Fabales, Fabaceae.
AUGUUUCUCAAAGUGCAGCUUGCUUGGAAUGUCGUCAUUGCUGCAGAAAAUCUGAAGCCAGGCAGUCUUAUGCUUCAGCGGGCAAUCCUGAUUCGCCUUCUAAGUGACUUUGCGGCUAAAAAGGCGACAAAGGAUUUGGGAUACUAUCUUGCAGUGACGACACUGGAUAAAAUAGGAGAGGGGAAAGUGAGACAACACACCGGGGAUGUACUCUUCCCUGUUGUGUUUAAUGCUGUCACCUUCAAGAUGUUCAAGGGUGAGGUAUUAGAGGGGACAGUUCACAAGGUGCUGAAGCAUGGGGUUUUCAUGCGGAUUGGUCCAAUCGAGAAUGCUUAUCUCUCAAGUAGCAAGAUGCCGGGUUACGAGUAUGUUCUUGGUGAAAACCCAUACUUCAUGAAUCAGAAGAUGCCCAAGAUUGCAAAAGAUGUCAAGGUUCGAGUUGUGGUGAUCGGCACAAAGUGGAUGGAGGCAGAGAGGGAGUUUCAGGCGCUGGUUGGCCUAGAAGGGGAUUAUCUGGGCCCAAUUUCACACUCUGAUAUGUAG